AAUAAGGUAUUGUAUUUCCCAAGGGAAGGUCCAGAGACGUCCCUCAAAAAUGAGGUGCUCCAGGGAAGAGUUUACAUUGAGGUGUCGAAAGUCGAAAGUCGAAAGUCGAAAGGGUUCAUACCAUUGUGUUAAGAGCUACAAAUUAGGGGCAAUCCACGUAAUUGGGCCGAGAACCACAAGAGAAAUCAAAACAAACCAAACUAUAAAAAGGGAAGAGUUUAUGCAUAGCAGGAUAUGAAUCCAUGCCUUGGUGGAUGCAAGAAUUAAUUUAGAAGUUGAACCACAAUUUGAAGACUUUUUAUGCAAUUAACCCUAAUAUACGGAAGAAGUGAAUUGAGUAAAAACAAUAAAUACGUUCACUUACAUCAAAAGAAAAUAUUAUUGAUAUUUAAAGAAAGGAGUUUUUUUCUUGAAAGGUUUGUGUUUAAGGUAUUUAUUAUUUUAAUAAAAUAAUUAUACGAAAUAUUUUGUUAUCAAAAUCUUUUAUGACUUUUAUUUCAAACCAGUCCUCAAAUUUCAAAUCAUUCUAAUUAUAUCCUCAAAUUAUUAAUAUCAUAUCAAUCAAAUCCUUACAUUGCUAAAAUCAUUAAUUUAACUAUUAAUCUAAAAUAAAAUUUUAAGAAAAAUUAAUAUUGUUAAAAUAAAUUUUGUAAAAAUAUUAAUUUUGAGGUUUUCAAAGUAUUUAUGGAUGUUUUAUUAUUCAUUUUCUAUUUUUUCAGUUUUAGUUUAUUAUUAGUUUUACUUUUAAAAGUUAUGUUGCAAUGCCUUAUUUUUUUUUAAAAAGUUAUCAUUUUAAAUUUAGUUACGUAAGAUUUGGCAUGCCAUGAUUGAUAUAGCCUUGAUAGUUUGGGGAUGUAAUUAAAACGUUCUGAAGUUUGAGGACUAAUUUAAAAUGAUAGUAUAAUUUAGGGAUAUAUGAUUCAGUUAACUCUAAAUAUAAAAAUCAAAUACUGAAUACAAUAAGGUUAAAAUAUGCCAUAAGUCAUUAUACUCUUCAUAAAUUCGGAGUUUAGUUCCUAUACUUUUCAGAUUUCAAAAUUUAGGUCCAAUUAUUAAUAUCGUUAAAAUUAUUUUGUUAAAUUCAAGUUCAUUACCAGGUGAAUAAUAUUUUUAUUUCAAAAUGUUAUACCAACAAUAAAAAUUAACAAUAUUAAUAAUUGGACCUGAAUUUUGAAAUCUAAAAGAUUAAAUUAUUAGAAAUAAAAGGACAAGGACUAAAUUUCAAAUUUGUAAAGAGUAUAAGGAGUUAUGACAAAAUUUAACCUUACAAUAAUGUAUUCGUAACUCCAAUAUUGACACAAAUUUUUUUACAUAUUUGUUUUAAUUUGAAAAAAUAAUAAUAAUAAGAGAAGGUGCCAGGGGGUAGGUGUGAGAUUUGACCGAACCAACUUGGCAGGCCCUUUUCUUAAUAUAAAUUCCCUUCUCCCUCUUUCUUUCUUCUCAGCUUGACGUUCCCUUCUUCCAAAGAGAACAACAAGCUUUUCUUAAUACUAAAAUUUUAACGCUUUCCUUUCCUUCGUCUUUCCUUUGCUUUCCUCUGUGUGAUUUUUAAUAAAAGGGAAACGAGAAGGAAAAAUGCAGGCAAUUUCUCAAGUGCAAAAUCUUAAUUCGUACCUUAUAAUUCGCCGGUCGAAGCCUCGGUUUGAUAAGCCGGUUCGGUUAGCUGUACCUGUACGUUGUGUGUAUCACUCUGAUUCAGUUCCAUUCCCCAAUGGAGUCGGUUCAAGCCGGGUGGAUUGGCAAAGCUCGUGUGCUAUUUUGUCUAGCAAAGUCUUCUCUCAGGAUCAAGAUUCCGGUGAGAAAUCGAACACUUCCUCCGCCUCCGAUCACCUGGCGGCGGCAGUUAACGGCCAUAAAACUUCCUUGGAUCUGAACUUAGUUCCGCUAGAUAAGAAGAACAAGCCUCAGCCACCUGCUAAACAGCCUCCACAGAAGCCGUUAACUAUUACCGAUUUGUCUCCUGCUCCGAAGCACGGUUCUCAGUUGCGUGUGGCUUAUCAAGGAGUUCCCGGUGCUUACUCGGAAGCUGCGGCGGGGAAAGCUUAUCCAAAUUGUGAAGCUAUUCCUUGUGACCAGUUUGAAGUUGCGUUUCAAGCGGUUGAGCUUUGGAUUGCUGAUCGAGCUGUUUUACCGGUGGAAAAUUCACUCGGAGGUUCGAUUCAUCGGAACUAUGAUCUUCUCCUCCGUCACCGACUCCAUAUCGUCGGUGAAGUUCAAUUACCUGUCCAUCACUGUCUUUUAGCUCUCCCGGGAGUUAGGACAGAGUAUUUGACGCGCGUCAUUUCUCAUCCACAAGCUCUGUCACAGUGUGAAAACACUAUCACCAAACUCGGCCUCAACGUCACGCGCGAAGCAGUCGAUGAUACAGCCGGAGCCGCCGAAUAUAUCGCGACGAACAACCUCCGUGACACAGCAGCCAUAGCGAGCGCACGCGCCGCCGAACUCUACGGACUCAACGUCCUCGCCGACGGGAUCCAAGACGAUUCAAGCAAUGUCACGCGCUUCGUUAUGUUAGCUCGUGAUCCGAUCAUUCCACGCACGGACCGGCCGUUCAAAACGAGCAUCGUCUUCGCACACGAAGAAGGAACCAGCGUGCUUUUCAAAGUGUUGUCGGCGUUCGCGUUUAGGAACAUCAGUUUGACGAAGAUCGAGUCACGGCCACACCGUAACCGGCCGAUCCGGCUAGUCGACGACGCCAAUGUAGGAACCGCGAAGCAUUUCGAAUACAUGUUUUACGUGGAUUUCGAAGCGUCAAUGGCGGAGGUCAGAGCUCAAAACGCGUUGGCGGAGGUUCAAGAAUUCACCUCUUUCUUGAGGGUAUUAGGCAGUUACCCAAUGGAUAUGACGCCUUGGUGCCCAUCCAGUUGAAACCCAUGAAAAUAAAAAAAUAAAAAAAAACAAAAUAAUAUGCACAAAAAAAAAAUUGUUGAACUUAAUUUUUAAUUUAUUUCUUUUUCUUUUUUGUUAUUAUCAUCAUUUUUAAUUCAACAACAACCAAAAAUGACAUUAUUGUUGUUGAUAUUGUUGGGUAAAUAUAGUCAAUUUAAGUCCUUUCAA
Messenger RNA from Gossypium arboreum, 3057 nucleotides. Its product is annotated as arogenate dehydratase/prephenate dehydratase 6, chloroplastic-like. Gene Ontology annotation, molecular function: prephenate dehydratase activity; arogenate dehydratase activity. The record is from RefSeq and is a predicted model, not a curated record. Gene Ontology annotation, biological process: L-phenylalanine biosynthetic process. NCBI's taxonomy places the organism in Eukaryota, Viridiplantae, Streptophyta, Magnoliopsida, Malvales, Malvaceae. Bases 1576 to 2868 code for a protein of 430 amino acids. Gene Ontology annotation, cellular component: chloroplast; cytoplasm. The transcript has a single exon.